Molecule: messenger RNA, 774 nt
Organism: Solanum pennellii
Lineage: Eukaryota; Viridiplantae; Streptophyta; Magnoliopsida; Solanales; Solanaceae
Exons: 4
Coding region: 102-500 (132 amino acids)
Cellular component (GO): mitochondrion
Source: RefSeq, a predicted model, not a curated record
GGUAAAUAAAAUACAUACAGAUUCAUAUAACAAAGUGAGGUUUUAGGUUUUAGGGUGUUGGAGAAGAGAGGAGUUGUGAAGAGUUGAAGUAUCAGUUCGUAAUGGGAUACGUGCAAGAAGCCAGAGAAAAUCACGUCAAAAAGAAGGUUGAAGAAGGAAAAACCACCCAUUACAUGUGUAACUGUCUCAUGACAGUUACUAAGUUUCGUAAUUGUUUAUUUUGGCCUCCUGGAAUAAGUUUUUAUAACUUGAGGCACAUCAAAAUUAAACAAGCUCUCCGCAGUAAAAUGAAGCAGAAAGCGCUCAAAGAAUGUGAUCGAUAUACUACAAAAUAUGCUGAGUGUGCCUCAGGAAGAACAAUAUCUGUUGUUUGGCAGUGUCGCAAACAAGCCAAGGAAUUAAAUGAGUGUCUUCAUCAGUACACGAAUGACUCUGUUUUGGAAGAAAUGAAGAAAGCAUACAUGCUCCAACAGAAUGAACAGGGAUCACUUAGAGUUUGAGUAUGCCUUUCAUGGUUCUUCGAGUUAAGUUGUCUCCACAUUGUCUGCAGUUCAGAAGGCCUUCACUUUCUUAUCAGGAUUUGGCUGUGAUUUGUGAUUGAGCAGUACGUUUUUGCCUUGUUGGGUGCAUUUAGUUCUUGGUGGAACUCAGAGAAAAUUGAAUAAAUUACAUGCUAUACUUAAGUCACUAAUUUUCAAAUUGGGUGAGGAGUGAACUUCUAUUCCCCCUUGUUUCAGUUAUGCAAGUCAUUUUGAGACGAGUUCAUUUAUUUUC